Lucilia cuprina (Australian sheep blowfly) is the source of this 2148-nucleotide messenger RNA. RefSeq names its product venom allergen 5. NCBI's taxonomy places the organism in Eukaryota, Metazoa, Arthropoda, Insecta, Diptera, Calliphoridae. Gene Ontology annotation, cellular component: extracellular region. The record is from RefSeq and is a predicted model, not a curated record. The transcript has 6 exons. Bases 98 to 1195 code for a protein of 365 amino acids.
AUAAAAUUAAAUAUAUUUUAAUAAAAUAAAAAGUUUAAAAUUUUUUGUGUAAAAGUGUAAAAAUAAAUUUUUACAAAAAUAAAAACAAAAUAACAAUAUGUUUAAAUUAAAACUACAACAAUUUGUACUGCAAUUGUGUUUGCUGGCAGUAUGUUUAAAUAUAGCCCUGGCCUGUCGUGGCAAAUUAUUGGCUGCUGGCAUCACAGAAGAAGAAAAAGAUAUAAUUUUAAAAGAACACAAUAGAUUAAGGCAAACAGUGGCCACUGGUCGUUAUCCUGGACAACCGGGUGCUGAAAAUAUGCGUGAAAUUGUAUGGGAUAAUGAGCUGGCACAGAGAGCUCAACAGUGGGCAGAGAAUUGUGAAUUUAGACAUGAUCCUCAUAGGACCAUAAAUCGCUUUACUAUGGGUCAAAAUAUGGCAAUUAUCUGGAGUACCGCUCCUUUGGAACCUGAUGAUGGUGAUUUCGCCUCUCGCAUACAAAAAUGGUUUGAUGAAGUACAAAAAUAUCAAUUUGGUGAUGCUUGGUCAUCGAAAACUGGUCAUUAUUCUCAGUUGGUUUGGGGUGAAACCAGUUUGGUGGGUUGCGGUUUUACGGAAUAUAAAGAUACCACUAAAUAUAAUAAAUUAUAUGUUUGCAAUUAUGGUCCAGGUGGCAACGUUGUUGGCUUAAAACCUUAUGAAGUUGGUAAACCUGCCUGUUCGUCGUAUGGAAUGAAACCAUCACCACGUUAUCAGGGUUUAUGUGCUGCUCCCGAGGGCUCAACGGGAUUUAGCAGCAAUUCAAUUGAAACGUAUGAAAACAACAACAACAAUAACAAAGCGUCCUACAAAGUACGACAAACGCAACAACAACAACAACAACAGCAUCUUCAAUUACAACAGCAAACCACGUCAACAGCUACGAAAAAAAUAUCAACCUACGGAAGCUACUCGUUCGGCUCCAAGACAUACGGCGGCUCACAGACGUUUACCACAGAGACAUCGCAACAGCAAUAUAAUAAAUACCGGAAUAAACUUGAGGCCUAUAAACCAUCACCAGAGGAAUUUAAGAGAUCCGUAUUCAAACAUACUGUACUACGGUCAUCUGUAGAUCAAGAGCAACAAUCUGAACAACAGCAGCAGCAACAAGAAAAUGUAUACAAUACUACACCACCAGCUAAAAGAGGUUGGAGUUUGUUGACAUGGCGUGGUUAAUAGUGUUCCACAAUCUCACCAUUUUAAACGUAAUAUUCAUACAAAAUUCAUACCUUCACCUUCACCUUUUCUUAUCAUAUUUUAAGAUUUUAUUUUUUUAACAUUAUUUUUUUAGAAUUUUAGAAAUUGUCUGGCUCCCUUUAUAAAAAGAAAUUAUUAUAUUUUUCAAAUUAAAUUACUACUGUGUAGUACAGAGUAGGGAGUUAUGAAUUUAACUUAAUCAUUUUUAUAAAUUUUUAUUUUUAUAUACAAAAUGUUGUUCAUAAAACAAACUAAAUAAAUUUUAAUAUUAGAAAAUUUUAUAAGCAAAAACAAAACAUAGUAGCGCCAUCAACCACAAAACAUAUAACACAGUGGCAACACUGUUACAAUAAAAUGCUGUCAAUGUAUUCGAUUUAAAACAAUAUUAAACCACUGUUUAACUAAAAAAAAAACACUUUUAAGUCCUCACCAAUGUUGCCACACAUAACCACCACAUUACUACUCCAAAAUUGCCAUAUUGUAUCAAUCAUCAAUGUUUAGAUUUAAUCGCAAAAAAAAACUAUCAAACUCUUUUAAAUCAUUAAACAAAAUUAACUACACCCCUUUUGUUAAAAUUAGUUUCUAAGUAGCGUCCACUUUUAUUAAGGUGUUUAAAAAAAAUUAUUUUAAAAAUUUGGUUCAACUUUGAAGAAAAAGUAUUUUAAUCUAAAAACCAAAUUUAACCAAUCACAUUUUUAAUAUCUCUAACAAGUAUUUUUUGUUUAUUAUCAAAUUUAAUUAACUAACAUUUAUAUAAAACAACAAAGUAAAUCAAAAAUAAACUCAAAACUCUGUUAAAGAAGUGUUCAAUGCACUGUGUAUCAAACGAAUGUUUGUAUCAAAUAUUUGUUAUAUAAAAGAAAAUUUUAUGUAAAAAAUUUUGUAAUUUUCUUAAGAGAAACAAAAAUAUUUUUACAAUUCAAUAAGCAUUA